Melitaea cinxia (Glanville fritillary) is the source of this 643-nucleotide messenger RNA. RefSeq lists its product as uncharacterized. Bases 58 to 408 code for a protein of 116 amino acids. The record is from RefSeq and is a predicted model, not a curated record. Lineage: Eukaryota; Metazoa; Arthropoda; Insecta; Lepidoptera; Nymphalidae. The transcript has 2 exons.
ACGUUGCGCGCGCGCAGAUAGUGAUUGUGUUGACCGUGACUCAAGUGUAAUAUCACCAUGAAUUACUUAGUCAUCAUUGCAUCUAUACUCUGUGUAGUUCAGGCACGACCAGGUCUGAUCUAUACCCAACCCUUUGGCGUCGCUGGCAUCGAAUAUGCCCACCCUUCGGUUCAAGCAGUUUCAUCUCAUCCCGCUGUUGAACUAAACGCCGCUAGUGAGGCUUUGUUGCCGCCGGAAUUGUUGAAAUCUCAUGCUUUUUAUAGUAACCCAGCAAUCGCCGCAAGCUUAGCGAAGGAAUCUUGGCUCACGAAGAAAGAAAUGCAAGUUAUCGAACGCGAGGCCGAAAAAAUUCCAAGACAACGCAUCUAUGAUAUCGUGAAAAGUGCAGGCUUUUUAGACAGACAUUGAUAUUUAAAAAAAAAAAUACCAUUUUCAAAUAUCAAUUUAAUUAAACUAAAAUGGUUUUCAAAUAUCACUAAAUCCAGCUGAAUGUAAUCAAAAUUUGAUUUAGCUAGAUUGAGUUUUAAUGGAAAGUUUGCUUAGUCCCACUGAUUUAGCAAAUAUUUUUGUUACGUUUGUACAGUAAAAUUAAUUUAUAAAUUGUUUCAAUGCAUUAUGAAUAUAUUUUAUACGAGUAUAUAAA